AUGUCUACUUGCAAUUACGUUCGUGCAUAUUUGAAUAACAAAAAUUUCUAUUUUUAUGCAGAUCCAACUCUAUCGUUUUGCAGUGAUCCAACAUCUGGUGCAACAACAAAUAUGAUUCCGAUUGGGCACCACUAUCACAGCACCAAAGUCGAGCAUCCCGAUUCAACGACAACGCAUUUGAGUGGUCACUCCCAUCAGCAUUUGACCCAUCCAACUCAUAUGCACUUACAACCGCACACACAUACUCAUCCGGCCACUCAACAACCACUAACAACGCAUACACAUCCGCACACACAUCCGCACACACCCAACCACCCACAUGUGCACUCAAGCAUGCUGCAUCAAACGCAUCCCAGCAGCCAUUUAUCCGCACACACAUCUGCUUUCAAAUUUGGUCAUGGAGCCAUUAUCACCAGCGGCACUGCAAGCAUGUAUCAUCAACAUCCAUAUAGUACAACAAACGGCAACUCGUACAGUCUACGUUCAAGCGGCUCACUGUCACCCACAACCGCCGCCUCGCUAUCGUUGACAUCAACAAGUUCGUCGGAUAUCGAUAUAAAAUAUGAAAGUCCCUACAACUCAACUAUAUCAUCAACGUACGCACUGCGUCCUGUCGCUGUUGACUCGACCACUGUCUCUUCAACCGAUGGCGAGAUCAAAUACGAUGGCCUUUACAAUAACGCGAUUUCCACUAGCCAAACAGUUUCGCAGCGACGCGGUUCACUUCAAUUGUGGCAAUUUCUUGUGGCACUGCUGGAUGAACCCACAACAAGCUCAAGUUGUAUCGCUUGGACGGGUCGCGGCAUGGAGUUCAAGCUCAUUGAACCAGAGGAAGUAGCACGUCGUUGGGGCUUGCAGAAAAACCGACCUGCAAUGAAUUAUGAUAAGCUGUCGCGGAGUCUACGUUACUACUAUGAAAAAGGCAUUAUGCAGAAGGUCAAUGGCGAACGUUACGUAUACCGCUUUGUAUGUGAUCCUGAGGCGCUAUUCAACAUGGCCUAUGGCCAUUUGGCCAGUGCAACAAACAACGCGCCAACUACAUUGAAAAAUGAUCCCCACACGCACAUUUUGUCCACUGCAGCAGCAGCGGCGGCAGCGGCAGCAGCAGUAACUCUUACAGCGUCGAAGAAUCUAUCACAGCCGAAUAACAGCGUUGACUUAUUGAGCCGGAAUGAGUUGGCUAUGAAUGUAGAUCAGGCGAUGGAACACAGCGAAAGUGAAAGAGAGAGGAGAGCCAAUAACGAUAGUCUAUUCUAUAGCAGUCCACUCCAAAAAUACUAAAAACUUGAAUGCAAACACGUAAUAUAAGUAUUUAAAAAUAUUAAGUACUAAAUAUGUAUGUAUGUAUUAUAUAUGUAUGAUGUAAUGGCUGUAUUUUAGAUAAUUGUAUGAUACGACUAUGUCAAGCAGUGAAUAAAGUAAAUAGAAUGUUUUAAAAUAAAACAUUUGAUUUAAAGUCCCAAAAUGGGAACGUUACAUAAACUUUAUUGCAGUUUUUGCUAAAUUUACACAAAUACAUAUUCGAAUAGUUUACAAUACAUACAUAGGUUCAACAUUCAGAAAUUUUAAAUUGACUAUUAAUACAUGUACAUACAUAUGUAUUUCUAUGCAAACAUACAUAUAUACAUAAGUAUACCCCAUAGCAACUAUAAUGCCGAAUUUCAACUACUCAUUGAAAUGACAACAAAUUUAUGUCAUUUAAAAAUGCCACGUGAAAAAAAUGUAUAAUGGCUGUUUUUAUGAACGCUAUGGCCCACGGACGUCUCCAUAUAAGCUGCGUACUAGAGCGGUACUAUAAGUUCGCCGAAAUUUAGAAAAUAUAUGCUCCAUUCUCCACUUAGGAAUGAAGAAAUGUUGAAAAUGGUAAAAGUGCACUCACUGCCACGCCCACAGGCUCUUGUAGGCGGAAAUGUUACUUGCUAUUCGUGUUUUAUGAAACGCAGAGUAUAUGAUGGCUUUAACUAGAAAAGCAUAAAUCCGAAAGAACAUCAAACUCGGUUAAUACUAUCGUCCACCAAGUCCACCAACUUGGAAUAUAUUAAAGAGUUUCUCACUAUGACGCCCAACUCACGCAUAACCUUUUUGGUUCCCAAGUACUAAAUUUUAUGAACUUCGGAGAAAAUUAACAAACACAUUUAUUAUAUUUCCAAAACAGUUUCUUUUUUUCUUUUUUAAAAAGACAAAACGAAAACAUUUACAAUAACUGCAUACAAAAUGAUGUGCAUUGUAUGGCUUUGCACAUAAGCCCUUAAUUCUACCCACAUUUUAUACAACAAAAGCUGAGCUAAGACCAACAGCACUUUUGCCAUCGUAAAUGGAUCUCGUCCACAGACGCGUUAACUUUUGGCUGAAUGCUGAAUCUGAUUAAUAGUCAUAAUAUCUACACCUUCUUCCAUUUCCAUUUUAUAUUGCAUAUUAUUCAUUUUAUGUUGUCCUUCAGCUGUACAAUGAAAAUUCAAUAAAUUUUACAGGAGGUGUUGCCCUAAGAAUAAUUCAUAUCGCUUUCUACAACCUUUUUAAAUAUCCUUUUUUUUAAAGUAAGCACUAGAAAAAUUGUAUACUUACUCAAAAAUGUGUGUACAUACAUAUGUACACACAUAUGGUAGAGUUUCAAGUGAAACUGCCUUAUGAAUUUCAGUAGAUAGUAGCUCUGAUCCAAUACUUUUCCUGUAAAAUCCUGUAAAAAUGUCAAACAGCAAAACUACUCUCUGAAGUGAGAGUAAAAAGUGAGU
Molecule: messenger RNA, 2732 nt
Organism: Rhagoletis zephyria (snowberry fruit fly)
Lineage: Eukaryota; Metazoa; Arthropoda; Insecta; Diptera; Tephritidae
Gene: Ets96B
Product: ETS variant transcription factor Ets96B
Biological process (GO): regulation of transcription by RNA polymerase II; cell differentiation
Cellular component (GO): nucleus
Molecular function (GO): sequence-specific DNA binding; DNA-binding transcription factor activity, RNA polymerase II-specific
Source: RefSeq, a predicted model, not a curated record